Molecule: messenger RNA, 2105 nt
Organism: Mobula hypostoma (lesser devil ray)
Lineage: Eukaryota; Metazoa; Chordata; Chondrichthyes; Myliobatiformes; Myliobatidae
Gene: tmem220
Product: transmembrane protein 220
Exons: 5
Coding region: 18-515 (165 amino acids)
Source: RefSeq, a predicted model, not a curated record
UAUAGAGCCGGAGGGAGAUGGACGUGCAUUCGGGUCGAAAGCUCAGCACGUCGUCUCCUCCUCCGCGGUUCUAUCUCGUGUCCUGGAGAGUAUGCAAUAUCUGCAUGGCGUUCUUUUUCGCGCUUGCCGCCUAUGUUCAGGUAGCCUACUUAAUUCCUGCUGUAUUAUCCUUCCUCGUCGGCCUGAAUCCACCAGUCACAGAUAACUUCAUCUGGAAACAUGUCUCAUUAAUGCACAUGACCAUGUGCUUCAUGGUGGCCACGCUGUGGGGUUGGUAUCUUCAUCGACAUGCAAAGAACACUAUCUUCCACGAAGAGGAGGGCCGGGAAUUUUUGGGAUUAGUAAUAAUCAUUAUUUGGAUGCUGCUCUGCCAGAAUUCAGGGAAGUAUCUUGGUGGUUUUAAAAUUUCUGUUGCAGGUUUUAUUACUGUCCUGCCAUUUGUGAUGUGGUUAUAUUACUACAUCAAUAAAGAGCUGCGAGCAUCUUGGCCAGAGCACUGCAAGAACACCAUUUAGCCCAGAUACAACGUAAUAGUGGGACCAGAAAAAGGGUCGUGGAACUAACGUGAAUUGAACGAGUUGCCGUACAGACCCAUUUAUUUAGAGCUGUUUUUGUGGACAAUCUGAGGUUGUGAUAGAUGUAAUUUUGAACACAAUUUUCUGUUAUAUAAUUUGGAUGAAAUAACUUACAAUUAUGUUAAUUGUAUAAUGGAUUUAUCACUUUGACAUCUGAGACAGAUUGCAAAUUGAAGUCCUGGAUCUGGUCUUGAGGUUUGAAUCUAGGGAGGAACAUGAUUUGAAUUUUAAGGACCAAACAUUUAUUUAACAAGUGCAAUUGCACUUUGAUAUAUAUUUUUUAAAGAUUGGCUUUAUUUGUCACAUGUACAUUGAAACAAACAGUGAACUGCAUUGUUUGUGUCAAAUCCUGAUUGUGCUGGGCAGCCCACAGAUGCCACCACACUUUGGGCACCGACGUAAGUACAUGUUUGGCACUCAUUGUGAGCCGAAGGGCCUGUAUUGUACUGUAGGUUUUCUAUGUAACAUGCCCACAACUCACUAAACCUAACCUUACAUCUUUGGUAUGUGGUGGGGAUGGGAAACCAUGCUGUCAUGGGGAGAACAUACAACUCCUUACAGGAGGCAGCAGGUAUUGAACCAUGAUCUCUGGUGCUAUGCUACUCUGCACCCUUAUGCAGAAAAUCUUAGGACCACGUAAAGAUUAUGCAGCCCAAGAAGUGUUGCCAGUCACCUUUCAGAAUAGGAUUAGUAUGCGCAUCCUAAUAGAUUUUUCUUUGAAAGAAAUUUUCAUCUUCACAUUCAGACUCGAUCUAACAAACUUAAGAUUUGUUUCUGUAUAUCUUAUAGUUUGAAAAUUUUUGCACAGAUGCACCAGUGACAAUUCUGAUGUUCAAACAUUACAUAGUCUGUAUUUGCCAAUGAGAGGGGAGUAUUUGCACUUGGGGAUUGGGAAUGUGAAGUUAUUUAUAAUUAUUAGCAAUUUUUUGAGAUUAGAUUUCAUAUUGGCAACUUAAUUUCUAAAGGCUGAUCCAUAAAUGGAUACUUCUCCAUUUAAAUUUGAUGGAUAUCCUCGAUCUGUAAUGGUUGCAUUACCAAUGGUGUAAUACUGGAAAGGAAUAGACUUACCACUACAUAAUGGAAAGAAAAAAAUUACUACAUGAAAAGUGGAGAAUGGGGAGGAAUCUCCAGAGUGAAACUAUACUGAAAGUAGAUUCUGAAAAACCACAUUAAAGAUGUCUUUAAACAAAUUAUUUUAUCUAACUUUAUUAACUGUAUUGGGAUUUAUUUCUUCUGAAUCACAUUGGUGAUGUAUUUUGCAUUACUUACAAGAAUGAUCAUGAGAUGAAAAAGGAUCUAGUGCUUACCUGACAUAUACGAUGAAUAAACUCUUCUCAGACUUCCAGCUGGGUCCAGAAAUCGAUUUUAACUGAUGUUUCAAUGACAAACACUGCCAUCUUCAUCAGGUACGAUGCCUGGGCAUGUCUAGUCUGGUGGUAUAUGUACCCCCAUUGUCCAUCCCUCCUGCCUGGUUAGUCCUCAUCCGAUCAGGUUUCUGCUGCCCCAGCUUGUUUACAAUCAAAUUCCAGU